AUGGCAACAGAGACACAGAAGGCGAUUUUCCUCGGUCCCGAUGGAGAGGUCUCUGUCAAGGAGGUCACCCAGAACUACACGCCUGCAGGAAAUCAGGCCCUUGUGAAGGUCAAGUAUUCCGCUAUCAAUCCCGCCGACCUUCGACAUUCAUACAUGGGCUUGCACGGUUCCGUGGCCGGAUAUGAAUGGGUAGGGACUGCCAUUGAGGUUGGAGAUGCCUCGCCCUUCACGGUCGGUCAGGAACUUUUCGGCAUGGUGGAGGUGGCAGCCAGUAAGCCGCAGUAUUUGGGAGCUCACCAGAAUUUCCUCGUUGCUGAUGGGACCCAGCAUACCUGGGCGCUGCCCAAAGGUCUGAGCCCGGAGGUAGCAGUAGGGAUGCCAGUCGCUGUGCAAACAGUCGCCGAUGCUUUCUUCAAUGUGUUUGGCUUCGGUUUCCCUGAAGCCAAAAUCUCAGGAUCCGAUACUGCGAAUACCGCAAUCCUUAUCUGGGGAGGAGCAUCUUCCGUGGGAGCGGCAGCCAUUCAAAUCGCCAAGACAGUAGGAUUCAACCCAAUCUUCACCACGGCUUCGAAGCAUAACCACGCAAGCCUCGAAAAGCUCGGGGCAACGCAGUGCUUCGACUACAAAAGCCCAGAAGUAGUGCAGGAGAUUAAAGCUGCCGUCGCCAAAUCUGGCAAGAAACUAAGGGUUGUCUUUGACGGCGUGUCUGCCAACAUCCCCGUGUUGGGCACCGUCGUACCAGAAGGGGCGAUAAGCACCGCCGACCUCGGCCGGCAGGCAUGCUCUGAGGAUGUCCCAGAGAAGGAUCUGCUGCUCUGUGGUGUCCUCCCCGUCCCGACUGACCCGACAUGGAAGUUCUGUCUCGGCGUACGAAACUACGGCGAUAAGCUGGAAGCUUUGGGAGGGGUGGCCCAGGAUCCAGAGUUCCCCAUCCGUAUGAACAAGUUUAUAGUUUGGCUAGUGGCGAAUCACGAGAAGCACUGGCAGCAGGCGCUUCGUAUUACGAAGGUCAAGGGUGCAGAGGAGGGGGUUCGACAGAUACGUCGUGUGUUUGGUGGCGGUGCCUCCAUGGAGAAGGUUCUCAUCGAGCGGCCCCUGUGA
Messenger RNA from Clonostachys rhizophaga, 1101 nucleotides. NCBI's taxonomy places the organism in Eukaryota, Fungi, Ascomycota, Sordariomycetes, Hypocreales, Bionectriaceae. The record is from the annotation of a GenBank genome assembly.